Molecule: messenger RNA, 1483 nt
Organism: Zophobas morio
Lineage: Eukaryota; Metazoa; Arthropoda; Insecta; Coleoptera; Tenebrionidae
Exons: 2
Coding region: 108-1172 (354 amino acids)
Source: RefSeq, a predicted model, not a curated record
AGAACCCGCGGCCAUUUUCUUGUCAUUUAAAAAACCGUUUGUGUUGUGGAACGACGCUGCGUGUUUGCCGGGUUAUUUUUGAAUGAAAAACACAUAAAAAGACAAAAAUGAGCCAAAAAUCCACUCGUCGAGCCCGUCGACAAACCAACGAUGAGGACUCAACAGCCAAAGCCCCCACCCCCAAACCAAACGGAACCGAAGAAUCUCCACCAAGCCUCGAAGAAGCCAAAGCCCAAGGACCCACCCCACCACCCGAAGAAACUCCACCUGAACUCCAGAAAGAAGUAACCGAAAACGAGACACAAAAAAGCCCCGAACCACCAGAAGAAAAAAUCACCAACGGCACCGAAACCGAAGACAUGGACAUCUCCCUCGAAGAAAAAAUGGACCCGCUAGUCGUCACGGACGAGCCUGACCCAGAACUGGUAUUCGAAGAAAACUCCGACUUGGAAUCCGGGAGAGAAUCGCCAGUCUUGAGUCGUUGCAAAACGCGGCGCUCUUUGACGAGGAACAUUCCCACGCCGAAAACGCCAAAAGGCGAAGAAGACCUGCCCAAAAUAGACGAGGACACGCCCAAAAUGGACGAGGACACGCCCGAAGACUCGCGCGACGGGGAGGAGCCACGGGAGGAGCUAAACGUGACGUUCGAGUCGUGCUCGGAGAACGUUUCGACGAAGGUGCAGGUGGGCGGGGACUCGACGCGGCUGAGCUACACGGAGUCGAAUUUCGAGACGAACAGUUUUCUACAGGAGGCGAAAAAUAAGUCGUUCGGUGAGACGUUGAGGCGCUUGUCGACGAGAAGGACGAUCAGGCCGAUCAGUGACGAUUACCGAAAAAGACUGCUGAUGACGAACUUGGAGAAGGGCGAUUUUGUGGGGGCGUAUCCAAGUCGGAAUUCCGUGGAGAGGGUGUCGGCGGUGGGGAUUAAACGAAAGAACAGUGAGGGAGAGGAGGAGUUCAUCAAGCGGUUUAAAAGUGAUUCACCUGGAUUUUUCACGAGGUUUACGAGCCCGCUGGCGAGCAUUCGGAACACGUUUCGGGGCGAUAUACCGUCGAGUACCCCCAAAUUGACGGGGUACAAAGAUGAGAAGUGUUUGUUGGAGGAAGACGGUAUCAAUUCGCAAAUGCACGAAGUUAAAGAUGGAGAGAGACGUUGGUGCUCGAUAAUGUAAGAAGCUUGUUUUCUUCUUUUUUUUUUUGAUCUUUUGUUUAUUAAUACUCCUGUUUUCUUUGUGGUUUUCACAAGUACAAAAAAUUUUAUUCGUUCGACGUGAAUGUUUUUACUUAAUGGAUGUAAAUUCGAAAAAUUUUACGACCAAUAUUUGUUCACGGAUAUGUCUUUAGAAACAGAUUUCUAUCAGCUAAAGAAUAUAUUACUAUAUAGGCAAAUUUAGACUAGGUCAUACUCUUAUAGUAAGUCUGUGUAGAAAGUGUUUUGAAAAGUAUGUUGGUUACAGUCUUUAUAAAUAAAAAUUUAAGAAAA